UAGAGGUGUAUUCACUUCAGUGUUUAACCGACUGUCUUCAGAGGCAGUAGCACCAUUUAUGCAGCUCCUGGUUGUUUAACAACUUUAAUUUGUGAAACGACGUGUGUCAAUUUCUUCUGGUGUCUUCUUUCAAAAUAUAUUGAGAAAAAAAGACAUGGAGAUUGCUCCAGUUUCGUGCAAUUCAUCUCAAAUAGGAGCACUUACUGUUCUCACAAGAGUGCUCCUCGUUCAGCUUCUUCAAGCACAUUGUAAUAUUCACCCCCCAUCGAUGGAAAAUAGAGAUGUUAGCGAAACUCUCGUGAAAGACGGAUCACUGGAACACUAUGACUUUAUAGUGGUUGGGGCAGGUUCAGCAGGAUCAGUUGUAGCCGGUCGAUUGAGUGAAAACCCAAAUUGGAAAGUAUUACUGUUAGAAGCCGGUGGAGAUCCACCAGUGGAAUCCGAGAUACCGUCACUUAUGUUUGAUUUACUGAGAACCGAAUACGAUUGGCAAUAUUACGCAGAAAAGACUGAUAAGGCAAGCUUAGCCUAUCCAAAAGGUACUUUUUGGCCACGUGGAAAACUUUUAGGCGGGUCCAGCAGUGUCAAUGUAAUGCUCUAUGUUAGAGGAAACCGCCAAGACUACGAUACAUGGGAAGAAAUGGGAAAUACCGGAUGGAAAUACAAAGAUGUUCUGAGAUACUUUAAAAAGUCUCAACAUAACAGAAACAUGGAUUUGUUUGAAAUGAGCGGAAGUGACUUCCAUGCAUUGGGAGGACCCCUAAAAACAGAGACAUUUUACAGUGCUACGGAUACAAUGCGAAAUGUAAUCCUAAAUGGUGCUGCAGAAGCAGGAUUCAAAAAGAACGAAGAUAUCAAUGGAGCAGAUCAAAUGGGUUGGGGUAAAACACUCGGAACUGUGGACAAAGGACGAAGAUGUAGUGCAGCAAAGGCCUUUCUCCAACCAGCUGAAAAUCGAACAAAUCUACAUGUGAUCCGAAAUGCUCAAGUUACAAGAGUCACUUUUAACGAUGACGGUGACGCAAAUGGUGUGGAAUUCGUGCAUGAGGAUAAAACAUUCACAGUAAAAUCUUCCAGGGAAACUAUCCUCUCUGCCGGUGCUAUUAAUUCUCCUCAAAUUCUCAUGCAUUCGGGAAUAGGUCCGGCAAAGCAUCUUGAAUCUUUGGGUAUUGAAGUAAAAAAGGAUCUCUGCGUUGGACAAAAUUUACAGGAUCAUCUCUUUGUACCUUACUUCCUCAAAUUUCACACAUCAGAACCCUUCGAUGCUGAUGCUGCAAAUAGAGAAAUGGCCGAUAAUAUCUUCCUGUAUUUCCUUCACAAUAUUGGACCAAUGUCCGGUAUUGGUCUUACGGAUAUUGUAGGAUUUAUAAACACACAGAAUGCUUCGAGCAGUGUGCCUGAUGUUCAGAUCCUAAAUAUUCACUAUCUCAGAGGAGUUCCUGGAUUUACCAAGUUUCUCUCGACAUAUGGAUUUGAAGAGGAAAUUGAGAAAUCUAUCCUUGAAGAAUAUGAAACAGGAGAUAUCCUUGUUCAUGGCGUUGUUCUAACAAAACAAAAAGUUCCGGGAAAAAUUGAACUUCGCAGUAAAGAUCCUCUUGACUAUCCUAAGAUUACAGCAAAUUACCUCGAAGAUGAAAGUGAAAUGGAUACUGUUGUUCGAGCUAUAAGGAUUCUUCAGGAAAUGUCCAAAACUAAGCCCUAUCAACAGCACGAGGCUCAAGAAGUCCGCGUCAAGAUAGAAGAAUGUGAUAAGCUUGAAAAGGAUUCUAAUGACUACUGGAAAUGCUAUGUACGUUAUAUGAGCACUACUUGUUUCCAUCCAGUUGGAACAGUCAAAAUGGGUCCUGACUCAGAUCCCGAAGCAGUUGUUGAUCCAGAAUUGAGAGUGAGGGGUAUUAAGAAACUUAGAGUUGUAGAUAGUAGUAUUAUGCCAAUUAUUCCCAGUGGAAACACCAAUGCUCCCACAAUAAUGAUUGGAGAAAAAGCAGCUGAUUUGAUCGGAUCUCAUUGGAAGAAGAUUGACAAAGAAGAAGCUGACAAGAAAGCUGAAUUGUAACACUGAACAAAUUAUUCAAUAAAACUUCACAGAUUAUAUUGCAA
Molecule: messenger RNA, 2100 nt
Organism: Phlebotomus papatasi
Lineage: Eukaryota; Metazoa; Arthropoda; Insecta; Diptera; Psychodidae
Product: glucose dehydrogenase [FAD, quinone]-like
Exons: 4
Coding region: 155-2056 (633 amino acids)
Molecular function (GO): flavin adenine dinucleotide binding; ecdysone oxidase activity
Source: RefSeq, a predicted model, not a curated record